Molecule: messenger RNA, 2150 nt
Organism: Acaromyces ingoldii
Lineage: Eukaryota; Fungi; Basidiomycota; Exobasidiomycetes; Exobasidiales; Cryptobasidiaceae
Product: MFS general substrate transporter
Exons: 2
Coding region: 124-2040 (638 amino acids)
Biological process (GO): transmembrane transport
Molecular function (GO): transmembrane transporter activity
Source: RefSeq, a predicted model, not a curated record
AGGAAAGGGGUGUUGGAUAGAAAAGUACAAGAAGGAGCAGUGCCCCUGACAAUUUCUCUUCUCACCGGCUCACACGACUGUGUGACCCCUACAUCCUCCUACAUUUGCGAGUGAGACGGAGAGAUGGUGCUCAAGGCCACUUCGAUCCACUCAAACUUCUUCCCAUCGGGGGAGAGAUACGCCACCGCCGAUGCCCACAACGACGGGGAUGCCGACGUGACAGCGAGCACCACGCCUGCCGGCGGACCGACGCCGUCCGGUACAACACCAGCGGCAUCCCGACGUCCCUCGACGGAGGAAAAGGCUGGCGCUUCCUCUCCACGAGGCUUCUUUAAAAGGAAAUUGUCUCAGAAGAACGGAGGAGAUUCCGAGAAGCCUAGCUUCGAACUUCCACACGGCGCUCAAGAUGGGAACAUUAUCCUCGUGACCUGGGACGGAGACGAUGACCCAGAGAACCCGCUCAAUUGGCCCAAGGCCAAGAAGAACAUGAUGACGGCCAUGCUCUGCGUCAUGUGCCUCUUCAUCGGUCUUGCCACCGCAGGGUACGCCAGCGGCUUGCAGGAGAUGACCAGAGAGUUUCAAGUGAGCGCAGAGGUUGGUCAGGUUGGCUUGUUCUUGUUCAACGCCGCCUUUUCCAUCGUGCCCCUCUUCCUUGGCCCGCUCUCGGAGUUCAUCGGCGCAGCCCCCGUCUAUCUCUUCUCGUACGCCGGCUUCGUCCUCUUCUUCAUCCCAAUCGCUCUGGCCAAGAACAUCGGCACGGUGCUGGUCUCGCGCUUCAUCCUCGGUGCCUUUGGCGCCACAGGAACGACCAUUGUUCCCGGAACAUUGGCGUCGAUCUGGCGGACAGAGGAGCGAGGCAACAAAGUCGCACUCUUCUCGUUGGUGGCUGUGCUGGGAACGGUAGGCGCUCCCCUGUACAAUGGUUUCAUCGAGCAGCAAAAGGGAUGGCGCUGGAUCGAGUGGGUGCAGCUCAUCGUCAAUGGCGCCGUCUUCAUCAUCGAGCUCAUCUUCCUGCGCGAGACGCGAGGAAGCGUUAUUUUGACUCGUAGGGCCAAGAAGCUCCGCAAGCAGACGGGCGACCAGCGCUACCGUGCCCCGACGGAACUCGAGGCGCCUUCGCUCAAGGCUCUCCUCCAUGCUUCGACUACGCGUGCCGCACUCCUCCUUGUUCGCGAGCCGGUCGUCUUUACCUUCAGCCUCUGGCUCGCCUAUGAGUGGGCUCUCAUCUUUGCCCUCUUCAGCGGUAUCCCUUUGGUCUUCCAGGGCCUGCACCGUUGGGGCACGGGUGUGGGAGGCCUGGCCUAUAUCGGCCCAAUCAUCGGCACUUUCCUCGCCUGGGGCAUCAACUUCCACGCCGUCAAGCUCUACGAUAACGCACGGGCCAAGAAUGGUGGCGUUCCCGUCCCCGAGGCUCGCCUCUACUACGCCACCGUUGGGGGCAUCCUCAGCACCAUCGGCAUGUUCAUCUUCGCCUUCACCUCGUACAAGCACGUCCACUGGAUGGGUCCCGAGAUUGGCCUCGUACUUCUCAUCAUGGGAAUCUACUUUGUCUUUGACGCCGUUCAGAACUACCUCAGCGACGCAUAUGGAUCUGAGUACGGCGCCAGUGCCAUCUCUGCCCAAGGCUUUGUCCGCAAUCUCUUGGCAGCCUCGUUCCCGCUCUUUACGACGCAGAUGUUCAACACGCUUACGAUUCCAUUUGCCGGUCUUCUCCUUGCCUGCCUUCUGGCGCUCGCUGUUCCUCUGCCGUUCAUCCUGAUCAAGUACGGCGAAAGAAUCAGGGCGAAGAGCAGGUACGCGGCCACAAUGACGGGCAUCACUCCUAACGACGACCAAGAAAAGCAAUCGCGCGCGGCAGAGGACCCAGUUCUCGGCGCGACAAGGAGCCGUAAAAUUGUGUUGAUGAAGAAGCAGCAGCAGUCGACGACAGAGCCGGUUCAAUCCGAGGUCAUGCAAGGCAGCGCCCCUGUCUCUGCAGAGGAGGAAGAGAAGGAGAAGAAUGAUGAGGCUACGGCUAAAGAUGCCGAUGCCGACUCUUAGGAACUUGACAAUAAAACCACAUAUCACCGCUCGGACACAUAACUCAACCUACUCCUUUUCCUAAGCAUUUAUCUCUAGAUUUGCAGCAAUAUAAUCACGAUACAUGAACG